AUGACAUCACACGGUCUCCUUGAAGUCGACUCUAUCGAGAUCAAAGUCAUCGUCGACAAUGAAGUCGACCCUAUCUCACCCGCGAAUAACCCCGCCGUGCAGUACCCCGGCUACAUGCAAGGCGUGCCUCUGGACAAGCUUCCAUCAGAUGAUACCAGGAGUGGGGCGGUCGCCGAGCUGAAGAUGGGAAACAUCUGCUGCGGCGCCCACGGGCUUUCGCUCAUGAUUACCGCCAAGAAGGGCGACACGGCCCACACGAUGCUGUUCGACACCGGCCCGGAGGAGUCGACCUGGGAGCGCAACGCCACCCGCAUCCGCGCUAACAUCGCUUCGAUCGAGCACAUACACCUGUCGCACUGGCACCGCGAUCAUUCCGGGGGCAUGCUCGAGGCCAUCCGCAUGAUAAACGCGUCCAAGAUAGAGCGAGGAGGCAACACCAGGCCGUCCAAAGUCGUCGUUGACGUGCAUCCGGACAGGCCGGGCUACAGGGGCAUGAUGACGCCCCUCGGUACGAUCGUCAGCCUGGAAGCGGACCCUGGCUUUGACGAGAUCGAGGAGGCUGGGGGAGUCCUAGCGAAGCAUGGCGACCUGCAUCCUGUGCUGGAUGGCUUCUUCCUCACGUCCGGCGCCAUCCCCCGCGUGACGCCGUACGAGGUGGGGAUCAGGGGCGGCAUGCGGUUCAGCGAAUCGGAAGGCAAAUGGGCUUCGGAUGAGGCCAUUGCGGACGAGCGAAUGGUCAUGUGUAACCUCAAGGGCAAAGGCCUUGUCGUAUUCACGGGCUGCAGCCACGCUGGUGUCAUAAACGUCUCCAAGCAUGCCAUCGAUCUUGGACAGGGCUUGCCGUUGUACGCUGUGGUCGGUGGGUUCCAUCUGUCCGACAAUCAUCCAGAGAAGCUGGAGAACUCUCUCGCAGACCUCAAGAGCCUGGAACCGAAGGUGCUCAUGCCCGGGCACUGUACUGGAUACAAGUUCAAGUUUCUCAUCGAGCAGGCUAUGCCCAGUGUAUUGGCACCGUCGUUUUGUGGCAACACGUAUACCUUGGUAUAG
This is a messenger RNA of Diaporthe citri, 1047 nucleotides long. RefSeq lists its product as uncharacterized. The transcript has a single exon. The record is from RefSeq and is a predicted model, not a curated record. Gene Ontology annotation, molecular function: transferase activity. Bases 1 to 1047 code for a protein of 348 amino acids. NCBI's taxonomy places the organism in Eukaryota, Fungi, Ascomycota, Sordariomycetes, Diaporthales, Diaporthaceae.